UGUCUCCCCGUGUCUCCCGCUGUCUCUGUCUCUCCGUGUCUCCCCGUGUCUCCCUGUGUCUCCGUCUCCUCCCGGUGUCUCCCGCUGUCUCUGUGUCCCCCUUCUCCGCGCGCCAUGAGGUUGGUUCGCGCGCUGCUGCAGAGCGGCGCGGGCAACAUCCCGCGCCACAUCGAGCACUACUCUCGAUUCUCGCCCUCACCACUCUCCAUGAAGCAGUUCAUGGACUUCGGCUCGGAGAAUGCGUGUGAGAAAACGUCUUUCACCUUCCUGCGCCACGAGCUCCCGGUGCGACUCUGCAACAUCAUGAAGGAGAUUAAUUUGCUCCCAGACAAACUCCUGCAGACUCCGUCCGUACGCCUCGUUCAGAGCUGGUACAACCAGAGCCUGUUGGACAUGCUCGACUACGAACGCAAGGACCCUGAGGAAGACGCAACUCUCAACAUUUUUGUGGAAACGCUGAUCAAGAUCCGGAACCGGCAUAACGACGUGGUGCCCACAAUGGCCCAGGGCGUGAUUGAGUACAAGGACGCCUACGGCGUGGAUCCCGUGUCCAGCUCCAACGUUCAGUACUUCCUCGACCGCUUCUACAUGAGCCGUAUCUCCAUCCGCAUGCUCAUCAACCAGCACACACUGCUGUUUGGAGGAGGCGUGAACCCCGCUCACCCCAAGCACAUCGGCAGCAUCGACCCGAACUGCGACGUGGUUGGCGUCAUCAAAGAUGCCUAUGAGAAUGCCAAGAUGCUCUGUGACCAGUAUUACUUGGCAUCCCCCGAACUGGAAAUCACCGAGUGCAAUGCCCAGACGCCCAAACAGGCCAUCCACGUGGUGAAUGUGCCUUCCCACCUGUACCACAUGCUGUUUGAACUUUUCAAGAACGCGAUGCGUGCCACGGUGGAGCACCACGCGGCCGACACGCUGGUGUACCCCCCCAUCGAGGUGCUGGUGGCGCUGGGCAAGGAGGACCUCACCAUACGGAUGAGCGACAAGGGAGGCGGGGUGCCUCUCCGAAAAAUCGACCGGCUGUUCAACUACAUGUACUCCACCGCGCCCCGACCACGCAUGGACACCUCCCGUGCUGCCCCCCUGGCUGGCUUUGGAUACGGGCUGCCCCUCUCCCGGCUCUACGCUCGCUACUUCCAGGGGGACAUUCACCUGUACUCCAUGGAGGGGCACGGCACCUCCGCCCUUGUCUACCUGAAGGCGCUGUCGAGCGAGUCGGUGGAGCGGCUGCCCGUCUACAACAAGUCGGCGUGGCGCCACUACCACGAGGCGCACGAAGCCGACGACUGGUGCGUGCCGAGCAGCGAGCCGCGCAACAUGGCCACCUACAAGCCGCGCUAGGGGCCGGCGGGCGCCCCGUCGCCCGGCACCGCUCGCCCGAGCCGUGGGCCCCGUCGGCGUGCGGUCAUCUCCAGACACUCGCCCACACCCAGCGACGUGGCACCCCCCCCCACUCCC
Petromyzon marinus (sea lamprey) is the source of this 1458-nucleotide messenger RNA. Its product is annotated as pyruvate dehydrogenase (acetyl-transferring) kinase isozyme 2, mitochondrial-like. The record is from RefSeq and is a predicted model, not a curated record. Gene Ontology annotation, molecular function: pyruvate dehydrogenase (acetyl-transferring) kinase activity. Gene Ontology annotation, cellular component: mitochondrion. NCBI's taxonomy places the organism in Eukaryota, Metazoa, Chordata, Hyperoartia, Petromyzontiformes, Petromyzontidae. Gene Ontology annotation, biological process: regulation of glucose metabolic process; protein phosphorylation.